UAAAGUUUAAUUUAAAAAGUAAACAAGUUUUGAGGCGAUUAGAAAAGUUUGUCCUGUAGUUACUUGAAUGAAAGUGGGAUUGUGGAGGGAGGGGAGAAGACAACAGGAGUUUCCAAACCCUUUUCUCCCUCCCAAACUCGACCAGUUGUCUCUGGAGGAAGCCUCCACUGCCAGCGCGCACUUCUCUGCCCCUUCCAUAAACACGCAGCCUAAGUCUAUUAGGGCAGGAUUUGAGUUAAAGAAGCGAUGUAGCGCGGAUUAACGGAUCUUAUCCUGGUCGACGCCAUGGCGAGCGCGUGAGGUUUUGGCGCGUGUCCUGUGAGGGAAGUGAGAACCGCGACCAUGGCGUCGGCGCAAGGGCUUCUCCACAGCGUCUUCUCCUGCUCGUCCCCGGCUUCCAGGGGCAUCACCAAGCGGCGACUACGCCAAACCCGGAGUUUAGACCCGGCUAUAAUCCGAAACUGCGACGCUGACUCUGAUUUAACGCGAGCUGAGUUUGAGAGCGCCAGGCUGUCCGAAGAGCCGGGUGCGUCCCAAAUCACCACGCAGCCGCACUCCAAGCUCACGACGCUCAAAUGGACGCAUCAGCUGCUGUCGCCAUCCCUCUCCACUCCCGCUACACCUCUCGACACGUCGCCGUCAUCGAGCUUUCACUUCGACUAUGACUUUAAAAGUGGGAAAAGGAACACGGCUUGGGAUUUGCCCUUCCUCGCCAGUUCAGGCACUUCGGGCACCUUCUUCUCCCCUAGAAAGUGGCUUCAGAGGAAAGCGCAGCAUACCACUGCUCACGAGUACGUCGUCUGGAGGUCUGAGGGUGAUUUCACGUGGAAUAGCCUGUCCGGGAGGAGUGUGCGUCUCAAACCGGUGCCCAUUCAGAGCCUGUCUGAGCUGGAGAGAGCCAGACUACAGGAGGUUGCCUUCAACCGCCUGCACCAGGACUAUGACCUGGGCUGCCAGAUCACCAUCCCUAAAGAUUGCCAGAAGAGGAAGAAGUCACUACGGAGGAAGCUGGACUCCUUAGCCAAGGAAAAGAACAAAGACAAAGAAAACGCACCGCAGGCGUUUGGCAUCUCCUUAUCACAGGUGAUCACUAAUGACCGAACCCUGCGUCAGCGUCAAGAGGGUCAGAGGGAGGAGCAGAGGGACCCGAGUGACCUGGUGUCCUCCAUCCUGCAGUUUGCCACACGACGACCUACCAAGGAGCUUUCCAGCAGCAACUCAUCACUCAGCUCCACCUCGGAGACAGCAAACGAGUCCACGUCAUCCAACACACCUGAAGCAGCACCCCGUGCUCGCAGGAGGGGCGGCAUGUCCGUGGACUCCAUCACGGAUUUGGACGACAACCAGUCACGUCUGCUGGAGGCGCUGCAGCUCUCGCUGCCGGCUGAGACAGCCAGCAAGAAGGAGAAGCAGCAGGACAAGAGGCUGAGUCUGAACCCCAUCUACAGGCAGGUGCCACGUGUGCUGGACAGCUGCUGCCAGCACCUUGAGAAGUAUGGUCUACAGACGGUGGGGAUCUUUAGAGUGGGCAGCUCAAAGAAAAGAGUGAGGCAGCUGCGGGAGGAGUUUGACCGCGGUGUGGACGUGCAGCUGGACGAGGAACACAGUGUCCAUGACGUGGCAGCGCUUUUGAAGGAAUUCCUCCGGGACAUGGCUGACCCACUGCUCACCAAAGAGCUCUACACAGCAUUCAUUAACACCACAUUGCUGGACCCAGAAGACCAGCAGUUAGUCACCCAGCUGCUUGUAUACCUGCUGCCGCCUUGUAACAGUGACACCCUGCAGCGGCUUUUGGAGUUUCUGCACAUCGUGGCUCAGCAUGCUCAAAAUGGAUAUGACAAAGAUGGACAGGAGGUUACAGGAAACAAGAUGACAUCAAUCAACUUGGCCACCAUCUUUGGGCCAAACCUGCUGCACAAGCAGAAGAGCUCAGAUAAAGAGUUCAGUGUGCAGAGCUCGGCCCGGGCCGAGGAGUCCACGGCCGUCAUCGCUGUGGUGCAAAGGAUGAUCGCCAGCUAUGAGGAGCUUUUCAUGGUGUCUGCAGACUUGCAGAACGAGGUGCUGAUGAGCUUGCUGGAGACGGAUCCUGACGUGGUGGACUACCUCUUACGACGCAAGGCCUCACAACGUCCCGAUUUGUUGAAUUCUGACGCAUCACUCUCCCUGAGUGAGUGCAGAUCGUCCAGCGACUCCAACAAGGCGUCCAGUGGUGAAGUCUCUCCCUAUGACAACAACUCGCCUGUGCUGUCUGAGAGGAGAGGGGGAGACCUGGUGAAAGAGAGUGAAGUCCAUUCUGGAAGAGUCCUCAGCACAGAGCGACUUUUCUGCGUCCCAGAACAGUACAGCCUGGUGGGACAAGUGACAGGACGCAGCAGAGACACUGUUUCAAAUAUCUGGUCCCCAACAAAGGAGGAGCAUGCCAACAUCUGGGGUGCGUGGCACACAACACUGAAGCCAGGACUGCAAGAACAAACCUAUUCAGGUUCCUGUGGCAACAUAUCAGAGGCAAGCUUCCGCAGCUCCAGGGAUGGAAUCGAUGAUCGGACCCAACCCACUGUAAGCAGAGCGGAUUUCGCACAAGACACCACAGUGACUCAUGCGUGCCUCAACCUGAACCUUAAACCCAAUGGUCAAUUUAAAUCCAGCAGCUCAGAGGACCUUCCAGUCAGCAGCAGCCACAGCACACCUAGCCCCACCCUUUACCCCAAGCCAACCAAUAGGAAUGAAGCACGUCCUCCUCCACCACCUUACAGACACUCAAGAUUAACACCUUCAGUAGUUUCGUCCAAUUCUGUCUUGUCACAGUCUCAGCAGCACCCCCAGCAGCUUGGGAAGACUGGCAACCAGAACUCAUCCUCACCAGCGGGCACACUGAUGCCCACAAGCUCAGAGUGGCAAGACUGGCAGAGAGACAGGUGGCACAUCUGGCAGCUGCUGUCUUCAGACAAUGCUGACACGCUACCCGAGACACUGGUGUGAUGCCAAGUUAAGCAAUUCAGUGUGUUUAUAUACAGAAGCCACUGCCUUAUGUGUGUUAUGUACAGACUGGUUUUGGGGCUAAGCUCCUGGUUAUACUCUAUAGGCAGUUGUGGCAGUAGGGUGGAGACGAGUUGCACUGUGGAAACCAAAAGAGGUGCAAGUAUACCUCCAGCUGAGGAAGAUUCCAGGCAGCAAACCACAGCUCACCAACUGACAGUGCAAUUGGUAUGGGAUUUGGUCCAUUCCAAAAAAAUGAAGUCCUCCCUCACAUUUGCUUGCUAGAUCCAUUUGGAAACCCAGUGUUGGGAUUCGUCGCAGUGGGUCAGAGCCCUUUCCUCACUUUCUGUCUUUAGCUCCACUUGGGAAGCCAGCAUUACAGGCUCUAAACCAAGUACCUUAAAUUCCCAAACAAACCUAAAGCUAAACUGUCAGAUCAUUGACACUUUUAUACGGACAAAUUGAAAAAUACACUAUACUCAAACUAUUGCAUAACUGCUGUGUAUUUCUGCUUACAGUUUUUUUCCUUUUUUUAAAAAAAAAACAACAAUUGUUCAAUUUUUGCACUGAAUCAUAUGACAUGAGGUAAAACUUACCUUUACAGGCUCAGCUCCUUUUUGUAUAUACACCAUAAGGAUAUUGCCAAAAAGCUGCUAAAUCAAAUGUAUACAAAAUUAUUUGUUCUUACCUCCAGCACAAUAAGGAUACCAGAACAGUGAAAUGCCAUUUUGUAUUAAUUAAGGACAUGUAAGCCUUUGAAUGAAUAACGCAUGAGUGGGAUUCUGUAGCAUUUCAAAACGGCCAUUAACAUUUGGGCCACAUGUUCCUCUCUGGCCCAAAUGCUACAAUAAUGUCUAAUUAGUGCGCUUACUAAAACAUCACAUCUCAAAUGUGAGAACACGUAGAACCCAUUCUAACAAGAUUUGUUGAACUGUUUUCCCAUAAUGCACUGCAAGAGUACGACAGUUUUAAUGGCAAGUUUACAAACAUCUGCUUGGAACAGCUGUGUAAUUAAAAAAAAUAAAGCAUAAACGUAUUUUUUAUAUUUUAAAUCUAAAUUCGUUUAACCCCUCACCCCCCGUCCCUUUGUCCUCUGCCUUAGUAGUGUGUGUUGACUUAUACGCUAACCGUUAAUUAUCCGACUGCCACACAGGCUGUUAGCUAGCUACUGAACAGUCUCCAAUGAUGCAACGUUAUGACUUUGUCCUUUCUAGCAACGUGUUUUCUAUGUACACUGUCCCAAACUAAAUCAUCUUUUAAGUUUCUGCAACAACUGUUACUAUCUAGAAGAAAUUCUCUAAGAAUUCUUCAGUCAAAUGCUUGCAUUUGGUAUCCACCUUUUAUUUCCACAGCACUUAAAAGAGGUACAUGUUCCUCAGAUAGAUUUGUUUUUAAACAUUCUAAAAAAACGACAAUCUGCUUCUCUGGAAUGAAUUGUGCCUUUGCUAUUACAAACCUGCCUAAGAGCAGAAAUACAUUUUGCAAAUUCAGCAGUAUGUUUGAAUACUAGUCAUAAACCUUUACAGGUUGAUUCCAGUUGCAUCUCAUGGCUCAGAAGGAGCAAAAGCUCUACACAAUUUAGAUAUGCUUUGGUAUCUCUUGCACCUUUACUCUUUUUUCACACUUCGUUUUAAUUAAAUUGUUACAAAAUGGUGUCAUGGUUCAUAAUCUCAAAAAAAAAAAAAAAAAAGCUAAUAGCACGAUAAUGUCUGUAAAAUAGAAUUAGGACCUCGAAUUGAUUACAUUAUAUUACAUCAAUUGUUUGAUUAUAAAUCACAACUUUCACAAUAGCAAACUCACUAGAAUUCACUAAUGUGAAAACGCCUGGUCCAUCGUUCAGUGUGAUGGAGGAGAGAAUGGGAUUAGCAGUCGCUGUUGUUUUAUUAUUAUUUUUUACCGUUCCAUUCAUAUUUAAUCUAACAAAAUCUAAACCACUCAUACUAAUCAGAAUUCCUAUGAAUUCCACAGACCAACAUUUACCUCUGGAAACCUUAGCACCAUUACAUGUCAUCCGUGUGAAAUUCAUUUGCUACUCCGUAUAUUUACACAUAUUUCAGCCAGGAUGAAAACCUGAGCUGCUUUUAAAUUCCCUACUCAUUUUUUUCCCUUUAGAUCUUUCAUUAUUUUUCUGUGUGUACAGUCUUUUAUCAGUCAAUAUUAAAGCACACUGUCCAUUACUGUAUAUUGUGAGCAAGUGCAGUUUCUUGGUAGAGUGAAAUGAGCAUUAUUUAUUUGUAUUGAUCCAUUUUGCACAUUGUACUGUCAUCACACCUCUUUUUCCCCUUUGGACCUUACAAACAUUGUUGAUGCUCAGCAGAUAAAGCUAAACAGAACAAAGUAGUAUCCAGAUAGAGACAUACUUACUUAAAUCACCCGUGUUUGCAAAAAUCCCAAAGAAAAAAAAAGUUAGCAUGGGUUAGGAUAACAGCUUCAAAAAUUUAAACCAGUUACUUCGAUCAGCUCAACACAGCUCCCCUUUUGAUGCUAAACAUCAUUCUUAUUACCUUACAUAAAUUUUCCCUACAGUCUCAUGAUUGGCAACUCAGAUGCAGAUAAUCAUAGCAUUUCUUAUCAUUUUGUUCAUAUUUAGAUUUGAGUUAAGCACAAUGGUGUUCAGAUCUCAGACGUAACCACGAAGUUAAGUGCUAUUCGGAGAGUUGCGCACGAUUUGCCUAAAACAGUCAUGCCACGUUUAUACACAAUUCCGACCUUAUUUUCAUUUUCCUUGCGCAAUAUCAGCUGUAAGAAUCAGGCAACUUCAUAAACUACACGCAUGUAAUUUUAAUUAUCAGCAUGUGGAGCCCAGAAAAUCAGCUUAAGCAGCUUCAUAACCCGACUCUGAAUAUGAGUCAUUUCCACCAUGUAGAAAUAGAGUAUAGAUUGACAUAACUUUUAGAUUUAAGUCACCAUCUCUGAAUCUGGUCUAUGAAUUGUUUCUAUAAAUCUAGCCUAUGAAUUGAUCUUAGUACUAACACGCACCUCUCUGUCAGAUUUCAUAAUUUUUCUUUCCAUUUAAUUUCAUAAGUUAUUUAAUUCAAAGUCUACUUACCUUUUAAUUUUCAUUGUUCUGGACAAAUUUACCAGCAAAUAUUGCAUUCUAGGCUUCUACAUAUAUAUUUUCUAAUCCGUUUGGGCGAAACAGUUGUUGCUAUUUGAGAGAAAAGGUUCCAAAGAUGCUGCCAAGUGUUUUGAAGGUAGACUUUACACCAUAUUUUUAUUUUUUUCACAAGAUAAACGCAAAUUCAGAAUUUUAGUCACCACACUUUGCCUUUGUACAACAGAGCUAUCAUGCUGAUUUGAUUUGUGAGCUUUACUAAUAGCAUUGUCAUUAUGGGAGAAAUCUUAAUUUGUGUUUUUAAAAUUGGUAAGUAAUUAUGUCAUGAUUUUGUAAUCCAUGACCCAAAUAUAAGGUAUAUGUUAUUAUUUCAAUAUUAGGAUUGUAAUAAGGAAUCAUUUGUACUUCACGCAGAAAAUGCUUUUUGUAUGGUCGGACAUUUGCUGUGAAGCUUGCUUUGGUAUUUUAUGUACUUUUUUUAUUUGUCUUUUUCAUUUUUGUUUUUUUUUUUCAGCAAGUCUCAUAAAGAAUAAAUGAGAAAGCAAGUUUUGA
Pangasianodon hypophthalmus (striped catfish) is the source of this 6583-nucleotide messenger RNA. Its product is annotated as rho GTPase-activating protein 6. Lineage: Eukaryota; Metazoa; Chordata; Actinopteri; Siluriformes; Pangasiidae. Bases 343 to 2979 code for a protein of 878 amino acids. The record is from RefSeq and is a predicted model, not a curated record. The transcript has 13 exons. Gene Ontology annotation, biological process: signal transduction.